AGCUGACGGGCGAGCAGCAGCAACACAGGGCCGCGCGGUGAGCGGCAGGCCCCACGCUGCCAGUAGUAAUGCUGACGGCUCAGGUGUUAGUGCCGUGGACGCGACGCUCCCACGACUCCCCACACGGCCAGUGAGUGACGCGCAACCCCCACCUGGAGGGGUGACCAUGACAACUGCCCGACGACGCCUGGCAGCAACGAGAGACUAUCUGCGAGGAAUUGUUUAUCGCAGACUGUUACCCGCGGCGGGCAGGCACCAGCAGUGCCCUCGCCUAAGGAGAUUGUGUUCCGCUAGUGACAGUAACAGUGACAGUGCACGGCAAAGAGCAGCGCACUACCUCGGCAGCCUACACUUGAGUGCCGUGCGUGGUGCGCGGCGCGGCGGGUCACCACCACCAUGUCCGCCCUCUACCUCCCGUCGGAGAUGAAGGAAGGGCGAGCGCCCUCCUACGUCUCCCUCAACAAGGACUUCAUCCUCCUGAAGCCCAACAAGCCAGGACAAUUGCUGCGCGGGCCGCGACGCGUGGUGCGGCUGUGUGUGUUUGCGCUACUGCUGCCCGCGGUGCUCAUCACCGUGCCCCUGUACGUACGCCUGGUACUGUAUCCCCCCGCCCACUACCCCAUGAUGCCUACAGACCAACGCCUCCUUUCCCGCCACGCCUCCUCCUUCUGGUGCCAGGCCCAAUCCACACACAUGAACGGCUCGUUCACCAGCUACCUGACGAGCGGUAGGCCCGAGUUGCGGCCUGACAGACGCACCUACGUCAUGUUGAACCAUCUCAGGGCGCGGGACGACGUCAAGGAGUACUGGGGAUUCUACUUGCUACGGGGCUCCACCGUCACCAUCUCCUCGUGCGCCAGAUGGUCAGGCGGUCAGCUUAUGAUCCUGAGAGGCGUGGAAAACCUGCACCGCUGCGCCUGGAUAGGAGAGAAGGAUUCUGCAGAAAAUUUGGCCGAGGACGAUGACGACAUCAGCAACGAGCGUCACCGGCAGGAGGAACUGGCAAGGAUGCGGAGGCCCAGCGUGUACCAGGCCUCCGAUGACUACACCGAUCCCGAGGCAAGCAUUGGUGCAGAGGCCACAGGCCCCAAGGCCCAGCCCCUCCACUCGGAGGAGCGGCGGCAAGGAAUUACCAAGCUGCUGCGGAAAGCUCUCAAAAUGAGCAAAGACAAGGGUGAAAUCUUGAAAAUCCUUCACUCUCAAGACAAAAAUCAAAAUUCCAUGAAGGUCAAACAAGAUGGUGACUUAGCCAUCAACAGCAACACAAAACCUUCAACGAAAGUCAUGUUGGCUAAUCAAGGAACGUCCCACGAUGGAGAAACCAGCGUGCCAGGAGGCGAACCGACGCCCGCCGAGGACGGUGACCUCACGACGCCGAGCACGCCACGCCGGGGGAGGAAAAAUAGAAGACUGAAGGACGAACUCAGACAGCGGCGACUUAACAAGAGGAGGAGAAAGAAGGGUAACACUAGAGACAAGAACCUUACAGAAGAGUUGCUGCCGGCAAACACAAGACACAGGCGAGACGUGGAAGAGGAGGAGGAGGAGAACACAGACGGAGCGUUUGAAGAGCUGGACACAGAGGACGUUGUUGACUUGCUGACGGAUGAUAAGUCCCACAAGAUUCCUGCAGAAGAGAGGGCGCUGGGGGCGCAGGUGUUCUUCCCUGAGGGGCUGAAGUACGAGAGAGGAACAGUCAACCAAACCACGGCCAACGACCACUCUCGAGAGGAAGAGGUGUCUUCCUUCUCCAGCAGCGAGGAGGCCCUAGCGAGCUGCGAGGGCGUCAUUAUCAACCUGCAGCUGGUGCCCUACAGAAGGUGCAAUUACCAGAGUCUGGACCUGAACAAGAUCUCCUACGACAUCCCCAUCACCGGCACCUACUACUUCGUGUUCUCCAGCGACAACGAGAUCUACGUCAACGAUCUCUACUUCAACGUGACUAUGGAGCGCGUGGUGUACAACGUCAGCAAGAGAGAGGAGCUGUGCACCAACACCACAGACUGCCUCAUGCCCCUCGGCUUCUGGUCCAACGACCAGACCGUGGUGGAAGUGCCCCCCGAGGCCACCUGGAACCACUCCUACGUGAUGGACGUAAAGUGCGAGCCGCGGGUGUAUGUCUACCUGAGCUUCCUGCUGCUGGUGCCGCUGCUCAUCAUGUGCUGUGCCUUCUACUGAGCCUCCCGCCCCACCCACUGCAGCCAGGAGCCAACAUGUCAGCGUGAUCACGAAGGAACUCGCUUGGUCUUGCCUUUGCGGUGAUUAUUAUGUAUCAGCUUCAGGAGUCGACAAAUCAUGGGGAUGCUUUCCUAGCAAGACUGCUUCUCUGAGGCUAGCAGCUGCAGCUCCCUAACCCUUCUCCACCGAGGUGGUGAUGCGGCAGCGUUUAUCACGCUCCCUUGGUGUGAUGAUAUUCAUUAUACCGAUAGGCGGGCGCUCCUCUUCAUACACAACGUCACGCAACCUCAACCUGUGGUGCUUCUAGGUUAAGUUAGAGUUAAGGAAUGAGUUAUGAGUGCCGCGCCCGGAGACCCUCGCCCUUGCCCGUGAGGGACGCGCACUACAGCUGUAUCCUUAGCUGAUGCUCAUUAUGUGUCAAGAUCCUCAACCCUUAACCCUCACCCGUUAUCCUCCCCCUCCCCCUCACAGCUACAUCUGGUUCUCACAUUCAGGUGCCGCUCAGCCUGUCUUCCUCCCGCUGCCAAGGCGGCUGUGGUUCUUCAAGCCGGUCUGUGUUGGGGCCUCUGUUGCCUCGACUCCUCACACUCACGUUAACACCUACCUAUCUAUCUAUCUAUCUAUCUAUCUAUCUACCUACCUAUCCAUCUACCUACCUAUCCAUCGCACUCUCGUAACCGUGUGUGUGUGUGUGUGUGUGUGUGUGUGUGUGUGUGUGUGUGUG
Messenger RNA from Portunus trituberculatus (swimming crab), 2902 nucleotides. RefSeq lists its product as uncharacterized. The coding region runs from base 397 to 2178 and encodes 593 amino acids. The record is from RefSeq and is a predicted model, not a curated record. The transcript is spliced from 4 exons. NCBI's taxonomy places the organism in Eukaryota, Metazoa, Arthropoda, Malacostraca, Decapoda, Portunidae.